Molecule: messenger RNA, 1644 nt
Organism: Monosiga brevicollis MX1
Lineage: Eukaryota; Choanoflagellata; Craspedida; Salpingoecidae
Exons: 6
Coding region: 1-1644 (547 amino acids)
Biological process (GO): endonucleolytic cleavage in ITS1 to separate SSU-rRNA from 5.8S rRNA and LSU-rRNA from tricistronic rRNA transcript (SSU-rRNA, 5.8S rRNA, LSU-rRNA); ribosome biogenesis; ribosomal large subunit export from nucleus
Cellular component (GO): nucleus; preribosome, large subunit precursor; nucleolus
Molecular function (GO): protein binding
Source: RefSeq, a predicted model, not a curated record
AUGAGUGCUGUGACACCACCAAGUCGCGCCAAGCGCACUCGCCAGCGAAACGUGAGCGUGGACGCCGAGAGCAACGCACGGGCUAAAAGCUCGAGCACAAAUGAAAACACCAACGAGCGUCUCGCUCUUCAUCCACCGCCAUCACCAGCAGACAUGCACGAUUCAGCACAAAUGCCCAAGCUCGCCAAACGUUCACCCCAGUUACCACAGCCUGUCACGAUGACCACCUGUCAAUCCUCAACAGCCAUCAUGAAUAAAUUGCAAAGCACCAAUCCCACCGCCUUUCUGCUUCUUGAUUCAAGCAACAACAUCCUGGAGCCGACCGUCGUAUCAAACAACAAUUUUGGGCAUUCUGACGUGCUCACGGCGUUGGAAGGAAUUGUUGACGAUAUGCCCGAGAAUGAGCUUCGGACUAGCGUCCGUUGUCUGCGGCAGUUGCUGAGAUGCCACAACAAGAAGCGACAGCGGUUGUCUCUGGAGGCUCGCAUCUUUACGCAGGCCAACACCGGGGGCUUUGGCCUGCACGACUUGGUUGAGCGCGGUCCGGUGGCUUAUGUCUGCAACAUGGCCAAGCUGGCCACUCGCUACCCUCGGGUCUACGAUCGGCUCUUAGAGGAUGCAUCGAGGGCUGCCGACUUUGAGACACAUAAAAAGGCAGUCACACAUCACAACUACAAGCCAUCACAGCACAAACAUAAAAAACACCACGGCACGCUCACAUACAACAAGAGACAGCGUCGGGUUGAGGUCCACGUGCAGCGAGCUGGCUUCCAGAUGGCCACGGUCAAGGACGCGGCGACCCAGCGACCAGCUGAGAUCAUUGCCCUCCGCUCCAAGGCGGCACUGGACGACCUGAUGGCCAAGUGUGCGCUGGACCUGCAGCAGGCAUAUCUGGCCUCACGCGAGUGGGGCGUCAGCACAGUCUUGACCAUGCGGGGUCGAGACAAGUUGCGUCGCUUGAGCGACACGACCUUUGCCAUUGCGGUCGUGUCCAUGAUGGGUUUUGGCCUCCAUGAACUCAUCAACAUCAAGCCGACGGACAAGUGCCCGCUCUGCAGCAGCAAGACACCUCCGCGACUGACCCGCGAGCACCUGCUGACCUGCCGUCCCAUCAAGCGUCACAACGCCCUUCGCGACGAGAUGGGCCGCCUGCUCAGGUACGCCACCCUCUCCCAUGUCUGGGUGGAAAAGUCUGGCUACAACGCCAACGGUCAGAGCUGCCGCAUCGACCUGCACUGCCGCAACCCCUUUCCCGGCGGUGCCUUGGGCCCAGCUCUGCCCGACCUGGGCAUUGACGCGACUGUGCGCACAGCCCAACCCCCGACCACCUCGCAAGCCUGCAUCAAGGUGGGCGCUGCCCUUCGCCGAGCCGAAAAGGAGAAGCGCGAGUACUACACCGGUUUCAACCAUGGAAAAACUCUGAUCGUCCCUGCGGCGAUGACGACAACCGGUGGGUUCGCCUCCUCCUUUGUGGAUCUGCUUGGUCAGCUCGCCCGCUGCGCCGAGGCCCGUGGUGUGUACCAGCCGGGGCUGGAUGAGGCCUUUGUUCCUCGGUGGAAGGGUCGCUUUGCGGCUCUGGUCCAUCAGAUGAACGCUGACCACAUCCAGCGCCACUUUGGCGGUGUCUGCCUGCGCUCGUCGUAG